GCAGUACAGACAUGACGACUUACACUUAAGUGCUCUAUAUCGCAAUGAAGGCAUUUUUGUUACUCGUCGUCCUCGUAGCUGUGGUUUCAGCCAAGCCGGCCGCACAACUCCGAAAACCGGCAUUCUUCCGCCCAAGCCCUCGCAUUACCAACGGUGACGACGCUGCACCAGGUCAGUUUCCCCAUCAAAUCUCCUACCAAUGGGGAAUUCUCGGCUUCGACCAGCAUGUCUGCGGAGGUACAAUCAUUUCCGAAACAUGGGUUCUCACAGCCGGUCACUGCGUGACCGAGGUACCUGAGAUUGGAGACCAUAAAGUCAUAGCUGGUGUUACUAAUCUGUGGGAAGAUACAGCAGAAAAACAAACGAUCAACGUUGUACAGAAAAUCGUUCAUUCCGAUUUCGGUGGAGACGUGGGACCCAAUGACAUCGCUCUUCUCAAACUCGCAAGUCCUUUGACGUUCGGAGAUUUGGUAAAACCUAUCGCUCUGCCAGAAGCUGAUAGUGUUCCCACUGGAAACGCAAUUUUGUCUGGAUGGGGCUCGACUUCAACCAGUGACAUUCCUGUAAUGCCCGACCAGCUGCAGACUACUACCAUUCCGCUGCUAUCUUUUGAGGAAUGUAGUGGUGCUAUUGAGUCUCUGCUCGAACAAGGAGAAGAAAAUCCAUUAUCUGAAGAAUCAAACAUUUGUACUGGACCACUUACUGGUGGUAUUAGUGCUUGCUCUGGUGACAGUGGUGGCCCAUUGAUUCAGGAUGAUAAUAUUAUUGGUAUUGUAUCUUGGGGAUUCACACCGUGUGGUUCUGAUGGAGCACCUUCUGUUUACACUAAAGUCAGUAACUUUAUUGAUUUUAUCAACCAAUAUGUAACUGAUUUGCCUAAAUAAAAUUGACUUAAGCAGUCUAACUAAUAG
This is a messenger RNA of Zophobas morio, 911 nucleotides long. Its product is annotated as trypsin-1-like. The record is from RefSeq and is a predicted model, not a curated record. Bases 45 to 884 code for a protein of 279 amino acids. NCBI's taxonomy places the organism in Eukaryota, Metazoa, Arthropoda, Insecta, Coleoptera, Tenebrionidae. The transcript has 3 exons. Gene Ontology annotation, biological process: proteolysis. Gene Ontology annotation, molecular function: serine-type endopeptidase activity.